AAACCAUUGCCGCCACAAGCUAAGGCGGCCAUAAAACCAGUAUCGCUGACUCCCUCAGCUAGGGGUUUGAAAGCUCGCAGAUCCCGUCCGGAGCCUGGCCGGUCCUCGCUUUGCUCACCGCCGGUCUCCCCUGGAAGUUGGGGCGCAGGGCCCAGCGGGGGCCGGCAGCAGCCCGCUGCCACGCUCCCCUGCGGGUGCGGGGGCCAGUGGGCAGGGCCGGGUUUUGCCGAGCUCUUCUUUCCUCUGCCAGCGGCGGAUCCAGCUCCAGGGAGUUUCAUUCAGGUCUAGAGGAAGCGGUUCGUGCACUGGAGGCGGCAGCGGCUCCUCGGAGGACUGUCGCUCCACUUCUGCCUUCGGGGUUCGUUAGUCGGCGUCUCCUGGGAAGCUGCCGGGGACGUGUUUGCUGAGGCAGGAGAUAUAGCAGUCAAGAGCAUAUAUCAAAGAGAAGAAUUUCCAUUAUAUCCAGCUGCCAUUCACUUUUUCAUUGCAGAUCCCUGCCUGUCACUGAGCACAAAGACCACGGAAGAGAGACUUCCACAUCCUUUAAUGAGAAGAAAGGAAUCAGCAGAGCAGAUUUAAAUGGACUUGUGUCUGGUGGCCCUUUGCACACAAGCCUGACUUUAAAGAAAGGGAGGAGAGAAAACACAGUAGCAUUUAAUGAACUCUGUGAGAUGAGGUUCUGCUAACGCUCAGAUUCCAAAGCUUCAUCCACUAUUCCUUGUGCUUAAUGUAUAUGUUUCUACAAAGUCCGUUCAGAAGAGCCCAGAAGAGAAUCCAAAACGGCUGCGGGGGAAAGACCACCCAACAUGCCUACAGAGACACUACAGACAGGUAGCAUGGUGAAACCUGUCAGUCCAGCCGUUACGUUCACAUCAGCGGUCCCGCUCCGCAUCUUGAACAAAGGACCAGACUAUUUUCGCAGGCAAGCAGAGCCUAAUCCCAAAAGACUUAGUGCUGUGGAAAGACUAGAAGCUGAUAAGGCAAAAUACGUCAAGAGCCAAGAGGUCAUCAAUGCGAAACAGGAGCCUGUGAAGCCAGCUGUGUUCGCAAAGCCACCUGUCUGCCCUGCUGCAAAGCGAGCCUUGGGCAGCCCUACCCUGAAAGUAUUUAACAACAAUGCAAAGACUGAGAGUGGUGUGCAAAGGGAGAACUUAAAACUUGAGAUACUGAAAAACAUUAUCAAUAGUUCUGAAGGCUCCAGCACAGGUUCAGGUCACAAACACAGUGCCAGAAACUGGCCACCCCACAGGUCGGAUUCAGCAGAACUAAAUCGACACUCGUUUGCAGAAUCCCUAAAGGUUUACCCCACCCAGGGCCGCAGCAGCCCCCAGGAGAGCAACUCAAAUGUUAGCAGAAGGCUGCUUGACCACUCAGCAGAGUCCUUCCUGCAUGUUUCCCAUAGCUCAUCGGACAUUCGGAAAGUGACUAGCGUGAAACCUUUAAAAGCAAUACCUUGCAGUAGUUCAGCACCACCGCUGCCCCCCAAACCCAAGGUUGCUGCCAUUGCCACAAUGAAAUCUCCUGAAAUCGACACAGUAGAAUCCAGUUGUGGUGUCAGCCGGAGACCCUCCCUGCAGCGGUCCAAAUCAGACUUAAGUGACAGAUACUUUCGUGUGGAUGCAGACGUGGAGAGAUUCUUUAACUACUGUGGCUUGGAUCCCGAAGAGCUUGAAAACCUCGGGAUGGAAAACUUUGCAAGGGCUAACUCCGAUAUAAUAUCCCUCAACUUUCGCAGUGCAAGCAUGAUCAGCUCAGACUGUGAACAGUCUCAGGACAGCAACAGCGACCUUAGAAAUGAUGACAGUGCCAAUGACCGCGUGCCAUAUGGCAUUUCCGCAAUCGAGAGAAAUGCCCGAAUCAUCAAGUGGUUGUAUAGCAUCAAGCAAGCAAGAGAGUCACAGAAAGUAUCUCAUGUGUGAGAGAAGGGGGGAAGCAAACUCCCCAUAGUAAGAUGAGGAAGGACCAUGUCUUUGUCUGUGAAUAGUCAGUUGUGAAGGGUUGUGAAGUCUACUUGAAGUUUCGUAAACUUCUCCAAUCUCUUUGUGUUGCCUGUUGUGCAAUGUUUUCAAGUUGCAUGCCUGUCAACAUGUGAACUGACCUGGCUUCCACUUGAACAAUAACCGCAGAGCCUGGCUGAGCAUACAUGUUAUCUGCCAAAAGUUUAAGACCAGAAUCUAGUUAGGGCUUCAUUCUAAUCAGAACUGUUUACAUGAAAAUGGCAUAAUGACUUCUUCAAUAUUUAUGUAGUUGUGUUUUUAUAGCCCACCUUUAUGUGUCUUAAUUAAAAUUUGUCAACCUACAUUGCUGGCUUUUGAGUUGGAAAUAGAAUCUUUUUUAAGUAAUUAUUUUUUUUAAUAAUGCCCACUUAGCCUACAAGUGAAAGAGUAAGAAUGGGGGGGAGGGGAUGAAGUGGAUUUCAUCUCCAAAAUGAUGCAUUGACCUAAGCAAGGUUAAAGGGAUCUAAGUUUCUGGAGGAAUAGAAUGGAAAAAAAAUACUUAUCAAUUUCUGCCUGAAAUUUUCAUGCUAUAUCUUGAAGCUAUAGUCUGGAGGCACAAACCAUUCAGCAUUUCUUUUAAGAGAAAUAAUUUAGCCAAACCUUGAAUUUGAGUCAGUACAAAAAUACCUCUGGGUCUAUAUAGCCUGAUCCCAAGGAAAAAUGAGCCUAUAUACUAGCAGGUAAAAAAAAGUUAGGUGGUGGUGGUUAGAAGGAUAUUUGAUGUGGGGGAGCAACGGGGUGGAGCAGUGUUUUGUUGAUCAUUCAAAGAUUCCCAGUCUUAAACUUUUGACAGGAAUGGCUGGACCCUAAAGCUGAUACUAAAUGCCUUCUUUUUCUCCCUUUAAAAAAUUUAUGAAAUACAUUCUUCCAUAUUUUCUUUUUUUUUCUUUUUUUUUGAGGGGAAGGGUGGGCUUGUGGGGUUAGACCUAUUCGAAGAGUUCAUGAACAAAAAAUGGAAACACACAGCCAUAUUAGCAUAAAGCCUCCUAUUCAAAAGUAAAGAUAUUCAAUAGCUGAACUAUAUCUGAAAAGGUGUGAUUCUGUUGUCUUGCAUAUGUUAUAUCUCAGGCUGUGAACAUCCGUUACAGCUCUAGGAAACUGUAGAGACACAACAGUAUGUAGUUUUUCUUUUUCUUUUCCCUUCUCCUUAUGGUUGUUAGUGCAACACAUUGACCUGUUACUUCCCCACCCCCAAUCCCCUUUCAAGACAAUCUAUGUCUUCCCAAUGAUUUAAUGAACUGUCAUUCAGCAGACAGUUGUGGUGUGGUAGCAAAAAAGUUGAAAGUACAGUGGCCUGCUUCAUCAUUAUCAUAUUCAUGCUUUGAAGUACAUCGCAUCCCUAUCUUAUAUACUUCAUCAGCUAAUAAGAAACUUUUUUAUGGUGUAAAUGCUGUAAGACUUUGUACAUACUUCAGUUGUUAUGAAAUCUUAAAAAAGUGUUAUGCUAAUAAAUUGCUCCUGGUGCAGCCAU
This is a messenger RNA of Trichosurus vulpecula (common brushtail), 3468 nucleotides long. It is a transcript of the gene FAM110B, whose product is annotated as family with sequence similarity 110 member B. Bases 807 to 1919 code for a protein of 370 amino acids. The transcript is spliced from 3 exons. Lineage: Eukaryota; Metazoa; Chordata; Mammalia; Diprotodontia; Phalangeridae. The record is from RefSeq and is a predicted model, not a curated record.